CCAGGUGUGUGUAUGUGUGUGUGUGUACGCGGACAGGUGCAGUGAAAGGCGUCCUCUCACUGGCUUGUUUUGAACAGAUUUGAAAAAAGUGGUUCGUCUGGUUUGAUUCGAUCUUCACCCGACGUGGACGGUUGUCAGGUCUACCCGGGUCUAGUCCGUGUCUGGUUGGUACAUCGAUCGCGAAUCUAAAGUCCGACAAAAUGAGUAAAAUGUCGAGGAUGUUCAAAGGGAGCUCUGGCUCUUCGAGUUCCUCGUCCAGUUCCUCCAAGUCCAGGUCGAAGUCGCGGUCGGGCGCCUCUCCACAGGAGGCCAUCCACCGGCUCCGGGAGACCGAGGAAAUGCUGACCAAGAAGCAGGAGUACCUGGAGCAGAAGAUAGAGCAGGAGAUAGCUACCGCCAAGAAAUACGGCACCAAAAACAAGCGAGGCGCCCUCCAGGCCCUGAAGAGGAAGAAGCGCCACGAGCAGCAGCUGACCCAGAUCGACGGGACCCUGUCCACCAUCGAGUUCCAGCGGGAGGCGCUGGAGAACGCCAGCACCAACACGGAGGUCCUGAAGAACAUGAGCUACGCCGCCAAGGCCAUCAAGGGGGUCCACCAGAACAUGGACGUAGAUAAGAUAGACUCUCUGAUGCAGGACAUCACAGAGCAACAGGAAGUGGCCCAGGAGAUUUGCGACGCUAUUGCCCGACCGUUCGGUGACACGUUUGACGAGGACGAGCUCCUAGCAGAGCUGGAGCAGCUGGAGCAGGAGGAAGAGGAGGAGAGGAUGAAGGAGAUGGCCCGUCUCCCCAGGGCACCCUCCUCUAAGGUCCCCAGCUCCAGGGUACCUUCCGGGGCCCCCAGCUCCAGGGUACCUUCCGGGGCCCCCAGCCACAGAACCCAGUCCAAGAAGAGGGUGGAGGAUGAUACCGACAUGAAGAAACUGGCUUCGUGGGCUACAUAAGACACACGCACGCACACACGCACGCACACACACUAAUGAAGUCUUUUUGUAUUAUGCAGUAGUGUUGCCAGGGAGUAGGAAGUGCUUUGAUUACAUUCUAAUGAAGGAAUAACCUGUAUUUUUAUGAUAUAUGUCCUCAACAUUGAUUAUUUUUUGGUGAUUUUACAUUGUGAACAUGAAACCAGACUGCUGUAAAUACGUAUGAAAAAUUGCAUUCAAAUCAAUCAAUAUAUGAAUAGGACUAGAAAGGAUUAAUUGAAGGAAUAAAUAAACUUAACAUUUUGCGAAAAAGUUGGACGGCGACGCUUUGGGAAAUGAAUCAUGUUAAUGUUUAACCUGUGUAAAUUAUAUUCAUCUAAUAAAAGCUGCUCGCAUAAAAGGCUGCGACGAGCCC
Molecule: messenger RNA, 1338 nt
Organism: Gadus morhua (Atlantic cod)
Lineage: Eukaryota; Metazoa; Chordata; Actinopteri; Gadiformes; Gadidae
Gene: chmp4c
Product: charged multivesicular body protein 4C
Exons: 5
Coding region: 201-944 (247 amino acids)
Biological process (GO): late endosome to vacuole transport via multivesicular body sorting pathway; vesicle budding from membrane
Cellular component (GO): cytoplasmic side of plasma membrane; ESCRT III complex; multivesicular body
Source: RefSeq, a predicted model, not a curated record